CAAAAAACCCUGAGAGCUCACGGCGAAUGGUUUCCACUGGAAAUGCUUUCUGCCACAGUUGGCCUGGUUGAAAUAACACCAUACCAGAGCAGGACAAGACGAAACACAUGUGUGCUCUAAAAGCCAGCGAGGGGAGACAGUGUUGAAUGUAUAACCACACAGCCAGCAGCUCUCUGUCAAAGUCAAGUUUAUGACGGUGCCAAAGUCCACAGCUGGCUCAGGGGUUGUCAGAGGGCUGCUGCGCGGUGUCACUGCAGGCGCGGAGCCAUUAUCAGCAGCCUCCACCUCACAGCGCGCACCGGGACGAUCACGCGUGUUUGGAUCUUAGACCCCGCAGCAGACACACGGUGAACAUGCUCCGGAGAUCUCUGCGAGUGAUCCGUCCGCAGCACAGCGGGAUCCAGACGCUGAAUUAUGGGGACACCCGUCGCCGCGACGCGUCCUCCUUCUCCUCCACCACCACCACAGCGGCUGACAACGUCAAACUGAAAACUAUGGACGAUUUAGGCGGACCGGGUUUAAUGGCCUCCUUAAACUGGCUCUUCAUUAAGGGGUAUUUCAAGACGACGCAACAGCUGCAAAUCGAGCAGAGCAAGGUCUACGGCCCUCUGUGGAAGACGAAGUACGGCCCUCUGGUCGUGGUGAACGUGGCCAAUGCCGACCUGAUAGAGCAGGUGCUGAGGCAGGAGGGGAGACACCCGGUCCGGACAGACAUGCCCCACUGGAGGACCUACAGAGAGCUCAGGAACCAGGCCCAUGGACCCCUGACAGAAAUGGGGGCCAAGUGGCAGCGCAUCCGCAGCAUCCUGAAUCCUCAGAUGCUGAAGCCCAAGCACGUCUCCUCGUACGCCAACAUCAUUAACGAGGUGGUGACAGACUUCAUCAAAAGGGUGAACUGGCUGAAGGAGACCAGCGGCGGGGGAGUUAUGGUGAAUGACGUGGCUGGGGAACUCUACAAAUUUGCUUUUGAAGGCAUCUGUUCAGUGUUGUUUGAGAGCCGCAUGGGCUGCAUGAACGAAGUGGUGCCAGAGGAAACCGAGAAGUUCAUCUUCUCCGUGGGGGAAAUGUUCAGGCUCUCCCCAAUCAUCAUCCUAUUCCCCAAGUCCACCUGGCCCUACCUGCCUUUCUGGAAACAGUUUGUGGCAGCCUGGGAUCAUCUCUUCAAAGUUGCUGAUGAGUUGGUGCAGAAAAAAAUGGAGGCGAUCCAGGAGGAGGUGCGCCUGCAAAAGAGCGUGGAGGGAGCGUACCUCACACACCUGCUGGUCAGCGAUCAGAUGACGGUCACUGAGAUCCUGGGCAGCAUUACCGAGCUCCUGCUGGCAGGAGUGGACACGACCUCCAAUACUGUCUCAUGGUCUCUGUACCUCUUGGCGAAGGAUCCAGAGAUCCAAGAAAAGUUAUACCAGGAAGUGAUCAGUGUUUGCCCUGGAGACAAGGUGCCGAACAGUGAUGACAUUGCUCGGAUGCCGUACCUGAAGGCCAUCAUCAGAGAGACACUACGGUUGUAUCCGGUGGUGCCGGGAAAUGCUCGUGUCACCGUCGAAAAUGAGAUUCAGGUGGGAGAUUACAUCUUCCCCAAAAAGACGCUGUUCCACCUGUGCCACUACAGUGUGUCCUAUGAUGAGAAUAUUUUCCCUGACCCCCACACCUUCAUGCCGGAGCGCUGGCUGCGAGGAGCAGACAGGUCCAAGCAGCACCCGUUCGGCUCGGUGCCUUUCGGUUUUGGAAUCCGGGCUUGUCUGGGCAGACGCGUGGCGGAGCUGGAGAUGUACCUCCUCCUGUCAAGGUUGAUAAAAUGCUUCGAGGUGAGGCCGGAUCCCGCUGGAACCACAGUCACGCCGAUCACCAGGACCCUGCUUUGCCCUGCUGAGCCAAUCAACCUGCAGUUUCUGGACAGAAGAGUCGAGCAGGAGGAGCCGAGAGCGGCGGCAGGAGCUUCUCUGUGAGCUGUGGCACAAAAUGCAAGCUUGAUUAAACAUGUGGAAGGUUGCACAGCGGGCAGUGUAACGGUGAACAGUUACAAAGAAAGCUUUCCUCACUUAGUCUCUUUUCCACAAAUGCCGUGUGGUUUUUCAGUUGCUUCAGAGCAGAAAGCGUCCUGAGUCCACACGCGAGGACAGCAGGGCUGACUUCACUGUGUGGAGUUUGCAUCUUCUCCUCAUGUGUGCUACGCUAAAUAUUUUUAUUGUCAAGAAAUGCCUUAAAAAGGCCCAAACCAACGAUGUGUCUGCUUUUCAGAUUUCUCCGUUCUGUCUCUGGCACUCGGCCCCAAACCCAUCAGCUCCUACUGAAAACAGAAAUCUUUCGAAACGGAUCCAAAAAAAUCUUGUUUUGUUUUCUUUAGCUGUUUAGCAAUCAGCUUGUCACCGUUUUUAUCAAACAUUAGUCAAACAGGAGGAAUUAGUGCACUUGCUGGAGACUUUAGGUGCGCAGCAGGAUUCUGUAUGUCGGUCUGAGUCAAAAUGAACCACUAUGUGAGUUCACUGUAAUGAAGGAAGUGUUCACCCACUGCGACAGUGUAGCUCAGUGGUUUUAUUUGGUUUUGGGCAACACCAGAACUUUAAACACAGAGGAGCAAGAUAAACCAGGCUUUGUGCACACAGACAACUCAUUACUGGGAUCAGUAUGUUCAUCAUGAGUUUGUUUAAGAAAAGAGGAUGAUUGAAUAUAGAUAUUUUUAUCUUUAAAAAACCACUGAUCAAGCUGCCCAUUUAAGUUGGUAAGCUGGUUUCCUUUCAAGUAAUACUAAUAUCUACACUGUGUCCAUUGAACGUCUGCAGACCUCGGGUGUCCAGUCAAACUAAUUCUUAAAUUCUUUAUUCUUUAUUCAGGUUUACUGCCAUAUUUUAAGUGACUGCUUCUUGUACAUGAAGAAAUGUAUUUUUAGCUUUUAACAGGGUUCACAAUUGGGAUUUAUUUUUAUAAUUAAAACUACAAUUAAAAAUAUGUACAGCCCAAUAUUUCAUGGAAUGUCUCAGUGGCCCUCUCAAGAGGUUUAGGACUUCUUUCAUCAGGACGAGUAACAUAUGACUUUGAAUCUCCACCAUAAUGCUCUCUCUCUCAUGAUUUUGUCUAAUAAAAGCAGAAAUAUCACAAAUGUCUCAAUGUCUGUAUUGUUCUAGGUGUUACUUCCUUAUUGAGACCAAAGCUGUAUCCCAAUUCCAUUCAAGUUACAAAUUCUGAGCAGGAUUUGACUAAAUAAUGUGUUCACACUGGAAAAGUGACAAAAGUCUGUAAGCAAACUGAGAAACUUCUCAUUUUUGAGUGUACUGUUGAUGCACAAAGGAAUCGAGGAACCAAGGCGCUUCUCAAGCUGCAAAAAAUGCAAAUCAGUGAUGGUGGUGAAAUAGAAAUAAAACGUUUUUGGAAACAAAAAAGGUUAUAAAUCUUUUGGAGAACAGUGUGCUUUCUCUUUAUGAACUAUAAUUGGUGGCAGCAUUGUAGAGUCACAGAUUGAU
This is a messenger RNA of Chelmon rostratus (copperband butterflyfish), 3458 nucleotides long. RefSeq names its product cytochrome P450. The record is from RefSeq and is a predicted model, not a curated record. The transcript has 10 exons. Bases 354 to 1946 code for a protein of 530 amino acids. NCBI's taxonomy places the organism in Eukaryota, Metazoa, Chordata, Actinopteri, Chaetodontiformes, Chaetodontidae. Gene Ontology annotation, molecular function: oxidoreductase activity, acting on paired donors, with incorporation or reduction of molecular oxygen; iron ion binding; monooxygenase activity. Gene Ontology annotation, biological process: C21-steroid hormone biosynthetic process; glucocorticoid biosynthetic process; cellular response to peptide hormone stimulus. Gene Ontology annotation, cellular component: mitochondrial inner membrane.